ACUUAACCUUCUGCACACGCACCAUUUGACCAGCGCGCUCAUAGGGGCACGUUUAUCGCUCCGCCUAUUCUUCCCAACCCAUCCUGUCAUUCCUGUGACCACGGCCGACCUGUCAAUGUCUUCAUGAUUAAUGUCUAUCGAACGCACUCGGGGUGGCCCAACUGAAGCCCAGCAUGGCGACACAAUAACCUCCCCCACGGGAUCGCUGGCGAACUCGAAUCACUCUCCCUCAUCAUCAACAUCCGUGCCAGGACGGACAAGUUUCCACAGCCAUGGCCGCACCUGGUCCAAGGUCUCUGACCAAUCUCGACAUCAGCCUAGAGCGAAUCGAUUCUCCGUGCAGUUCCCCAUUCAACCCUCCACAUCGAGCAUGCCCAUAGGGCCCGCGUCACCGAGUGUCGAGUCUACAGAAGGCGCACAGGAUGUGCAUGCGGCUCUCAACGGCAGUUUUGUGCCCGACAGCAACUCGUUUCUGACACUUAUCGCUUGUCAGGAGCGGCGUGUGCUGGAGUUGAAAGAGGAGGUACAACGCGCAGAGGCAGACCUGGAGAGGCUAAAAAGGCUGUGGGCAAAACACGAGGCGCAGAAGAAGAGAGAAGAUGCCAGACGUCUGACAAAACUGCAGCCGCUGCAGACAUCUCUGCCCGCUGCGGAUCAGGAGGAGGACGCCAACGGUUCGAGCGCCUGGAUGCAGCAGGAGAUGGCUCGCAGGAAAGCACUGCUCUCGCGCAGCAACAGCAAAGGAGGGCGCACUGUCAUCCCAGGCCAGCGGCACACCCGUACACUCUCGCUGCUCUCACCGGACAGAGACAACGUACGUGGAAACGGAGUACCAGUGCAGCUGUCACCACCACUGCGCCGGGACAGUCUGAAGAACCCUAUGCGCCAGAGCCUUGAUACUGCUGUUGCGACCGCACGGCCGCCGCUGGUCGCCAGAGGAUCCGAGAACAGCGACUUAGUUGGCGAGCUGGACAGGAUUGCCGACCCGAAUAUCGAUCUGACUCAAAGAGCCAGCAUUGAUCAGGAAGCGAUCCUGCGUACCAGUAAGAAGGUAGCAUCUGAAUUCAGAGACGGGCUGUGGACCUUUUGGGAAGACCUGAAACAAGCAACAGUCGGCGAGGAACAUCACGCUAUUCCCCCUCCACGCAGGAAAAGCUCCACACAGACUCUGAGCGCCAUAAGGAAGCAGGGCAGUAAGAGCAGUCUGCGACCAGGCUCCUGCGGCUCGUCGACAGCUGGCAGAGCGCCCGCAGAGUCUACAAGACUUCCGGCAGUGCGCAAUCAGUCUACAUCUGCGAUUCCGGACCUUGCUGACCCAUCUUUCUGGACUCAAUUCGGUGUACCGCCACCUGGAGAGCCUUCUCAACCUCAAGUAAAGAAGGCAACAGUAUCAAAACAUGCGCGGCAGCCAUCCUUGAAGAAGCAAGCAGCAGCGAAGAGGCUUUCUGGCAUGUCAAAUGACGGUUGGGACACAUGGGAUGAUAGUCCUGAGCAGUCUCGUUCGUCGUCAAGCGUGACUUCAGACACCAAUACUCUGCCUUCAACAGUAUCCGGAAGCCCGAGAUCAACCGGCAUUAGCUCCUUUGAACCACUGGAGCCGACAAAGGUUGACUCAACGAAGCGCGACCCGAUCCCAUGGCCGGCUCUUAAGAAGUCGGCGGGGUCGUUGAGAAGGACUGCCAGCCAUCUGAUGCAGGAGUGGGAGAAAUCGCUUACUCCAAGUCCCGGCGAAGAGUUCACUGGGCAAGAUGAUUACAUAGGCACUGCCGCAGAGGCACGCGCGCUUGGAGCGAAGAAGAGGGAGGCGUAAUCGGCGACCUCUCCUUCAAUAGAAUAUUUCUAUCACGUAGACUUGUAUAUAGAGACGAAAUUGGAUGAACCUGGACC
Cercospora beticola is the source of this 1887-nucleotide messenger RNA. RefSeq lists its product as uncharacterized. Lineage: Eukaryota; Fungi; Ascomycota; Dothideomycetes; Mycosphaerellales; Mycosphaerellaceae. The record is from RefSeq and is a predicted model, not a curated record.